This is a messenger RNA of Trypanosoma grayi, 702 nucleotides long. Its product is annotated as zinc finger protein. Gene Ontology annotation, cellular component: endoplasmic reticulum; Golgi apparatus. Lineage: Eukaryota; Euglenozoa; Kinetoplastea; Trypanosomatida; Trypanosomatidae. Gene Ontology annotation, biological process: peptidyl-L-cysteine S-palmitoylation; protein targeting to membrane. The record is from RefSeq and is a predicted model, not a curated record. Bases 1 to 702 code for a protein of 233 amino acids. The transcript has a single exon. Gene Ontology annotation, molecular function: protein-cysteine S-palmitoyltransferase activity.
AUGGCCACGGCGCUGCUGUUAUGGGCCUUCUACCGCGUCGUCACCACUGCAGCGGGCUAUGUGUCAUCCGAGCCGUGGAAAUAUCCACCAACNUAUGUGGGCAAGAGUCCCGACUACCGACCGCCCAAUUCUGCGGAUCCUGUGGUCAAUCCAUACACCGUAACACAGUUAGACCGCAAUAAUCGUUUGCGGUUUUGCGAGCAGUGUGGUCAAUUCAAACCCGAUCGGGCGCACCACUGCACCAUGUGUGGGCGGUGUACGUAUCGUUUUGAUCAUCACUGCCCCGUCGUGAACAACUGUAUAGGCCGCGAAAAUUACAAGAUGUUUGUUCUCUUUCUCAUGUAUGCUGCCCUGGCUGGUUUUUUAGAUGGCGGCUUGAUGCUGUUGGGAUUCUUUGUCAUCGAGGACGGCGAUUGGAGCGUCUUAUGGUUAAUGGUGGCCGUUUUGAUGAUGUUAUUGAGUAGCUCUGUUUUCUUGUUCGGCCUGACGCAUGUGUGGUGGCUCAGUCGUGGUGAGUCCACCAUGUCUAUUCGCGUUGCAUCGUACGACAAGUCAAAGCGGCUCCCAUCCGCAGAACGACGUGCGGAGCGGGAUAUAGAGCGGCGCAAGCAUUGGGACGCCGUACUCGGCAGCGACAGGCGGUGGUGGCGUGUCAUUCUCCCACUGCGUCCGACGCGCACGAGUGAGGAGGUGCCUAUUUAG